This is a messenger RNA of Pseudoliparis swirei, 1014 nucleotides long. RefSeq names its product apolipoprotein Ea (gene apoea). Gene Ontology annotation, cellular component: extracellular region; intermediate-density lipoprotein particle. Gene Ontology annotation, biological process: negative regulation of neuron apoptotic process; lipid transport; positive regulation of nitric-oxide synthase activity. Gene Ontology annotation, molecular function: lipid binding. The record is from RefSeq and is a predicted model, not a curated record. Bases 171 to 959 code for a protein of 262 amino acids. The transcript is spliced from 5 exons. Lineage: Eukaryota; Metazoa; Chordata; Actinopteri; Perciformes; Liparidae.
CACACGGCAAUAAAAGACGACAACAACGCAGCUCGCGUUGGGAACUUCGGACGCGAGUUAUCGAUCCUCCCGACGUUUAUUGGAGCGCAUCAAAGCUCCCGAAGCGCAUAAAUACGCCGUGAGGAGAUCCGCCUCUCAGUCGCCACACAUCUGGAUCCAGAGGUGCCGUCAUGAGGGUCUUCGCUGUAAUCCUCGCGCUGGCCGUCCUAUCAGGCGGCCAUGCCAGAAGCGUGUCUCAGGCCGAGGGCCCGAUGCCCUGGGAGGAGGCGGUGGACCGCUUCAACGACUACCUCACGGAGCUGAACUCCAUGGCCGACGCGGCGGCGACGGACGCCCGCAGCUCCCAGAUCAGCCGAGAACUGGACAAACUGAUCCAGGACAGCAUGGCCGAGCUGGACAAGUACAGAGAGGACCUGAAGACCAAGCUGGUGCCCUACACCAUGGACGCCGCAAAUAAGUUGUGCCGAGACGUGAAGGAGCUGAGCCAGCGACUGGGCCACCACAUGGCCGAGGCCCGGGACCAGAUGGAGAAGAACAGCAAGGAGCUGCAGAACGUGAUGGAGCAGAACAUCGAGGACGUCCGCUACAAGCUGUCGGCGUACACCCGCAAGUUAAAGAAGCGCCUCCAGAAGGACACGCAGGACAUCAAGAGACACGUCGACAACUUCUUCUUCGAGGUCCAAGCCGGCGCCUCCAACACGCUGGAGGACGCCAGGACGCGCUUGGACCCGUACUUCGCUCGGGUGCGUGACAACGCCUGGGACAAGAUGGCCACGCUGGGCGAGCUGAUUAAGGCGCAGGCGGAGAACGUGAAGGACAAGAUUGAGACCGCGGCCGAGGACAUCAAGGUUCACAUCGAGAAGACCGCCGAAGACGUGCGGUCCACCCUGGAGGACAAGAUGGAGGACCUGAAGAACUGGUUCCAGCCCUUGGUCUCCAAGGUCAGCGGGAGCAAGUGAUGUCAGACACAGGCUUCAUCCUCAGGGCGCUUCAAUAAAUAAAUAAAUAAAAACA